This is a messenger RNA of Penicillium antarcticum, 897 nucleotides long. Its product is annotated as SDR family NAD(P)-dependent oxidoreductase. Lineage: Eukaryota; Fungi; Ascomycota; Eurotiomycetes; Eurotiales; Aspergillaceae. The transcript has 2 exons. Gene Ontology annotation, cellular component: cytosol. The record is from RefSeq and is a predicted model, not a curated record. Gene Ontology annotation, molecular function: oxidoreductase activity. Bases 1 to 897 code for a protein of 298 amino acids.
AUGGCGCCGCCUUUUCCAUCCCCAACUGCAACAUGGCAUACGGAGGGCUACCCAGCCAUCUCUCCCAACCGUGCUGAGCUUUCUGCCAAGGGUAAAGCAGUGAUAGUGACUGGAGGCGGUAGUGGAAUCGGUGCAGAGACAGCCAUGUCUUUCGCAGUUGCGGGUGCUUCUCGAAUCGCCCUUCUUGGCCGCCGGGAGGAGCCCCUUCUUGUGACCAAAGCAUCCAUCGAAGAGAAGUUCGCCAAUAUCGAGGUAUUCGUGGCGUCUACCGAUGUCACCAACAAGGAACAAGUUGAUCAAGCCUUCGCAAGCUUUGCUGGAUCCGCAGAAAUCGAUAUUUUGGUGAGUGGUGCGGCCAUGAUUGGCCCCCAGGAACCUGUCCGGGAUGUGGAUGGUGAGAGGUUCCUGCACGCUAUUGAUCAGAAUCUGCGAGGAUCUUUGUUCGUCUCGCAGGCCUUUCUUCGUUAUGCAUCUAAACAUGCGGUCGUUAUAGACAUCAAUUCAUCUGCUGCCCAUGUGAACUUCGGUGCUGGCUUUGCCGCAUACAACGUCGCCAAGUUGGCGGUAUUCCGACUUUGGGACUCUGUGGCUGCUGGAAACCCAGAUCUUAGUAUAUUCCAUAUCCAGCCAGGUAUUGUGGACACAGACAUGAACAAGGAAGCGGGAGGUGUCAAAGCCAUUGGUAUCGAAGAUCAUGUUUCUCUCCCUGCAAACUUUAGUGUUUGGCUGGCAAGCCCCGAGGCUCAAUUCUUGAAGGGCAAGUACUUGUGGGCAAACUGGGAUAUUGAUGAGUUGAAGGUCAAGGCGAAGGAGAUCGAAGGCAGUGGUUUCCUUAACAUCGGGCUUGGUGGGUGGCCGUUCCAAAACGCUGACUGGAGUGCCACUUGGAAGAGUUGA